Nyctereutes procyonoides (raccoon dog) is the source of this 2358-nucleotide messenger RNA. RefSeq names its product sphingomyelin phosphodiesterase acid like 3B (gene SMPDL3B). Lineage: Eukaryota; Metazoa; Chordata; Mammalia; Carnivora; Canidae. The transcript has 9 exons. The coding region runs from base 740 to 2209 and encodes 489 amino acids. The record is from RefSeq and is a predicted model, not a curated record. Gene Ontology annotation, molecular function: sphingomyelin phosphodiesterase activity. Gene Ontology annotation, biological process: sphingomyelin catabolic process.
AUCACUGGAAUUGGAAGAUGGGUGCCGAGGGCUCAUGAUCAAUUCUCUCUAUUUCUGUUUAUGUUUGGCAAUUUGAAUAAUGAUAGAAGAGAUUAGACCCGUUACCUCCCUUUCCUCAAGAGUUAGAUUCCUCCUCUGGGCUUGUCAAGCCACCUAACAUGUAAAGCUGCAUUCCAUUGGUUUCCUUCGCCCCCUUGAAGGCAGGGGCUGCCAUGAGUCCCCUCCAUUUUUUGGGGAUGUGGCUCCUGGCAUAAAUGUGUGACCUAGUCUUGGUUGGCAUGUGGUAGAGCAUCUGGAGCUCCAGCUAGCAGUAAGUUCCUUUGAUGGCAAAGGCCGGAAUCUCAUCCAGGUCUGUUUAUUGGGCCGGGGUGGGGCAAUGGAAAAGCUUGGAAAGUAGAUAAUUUUGCUGCUCAGUGAUUGGGGCUGGGCCAGUUUCCUGGGGAAUCUGAUUGCUGUCUGGACAGACGUGCUCUGAGGAACAGGCAGGACAAGUGCUGCUUUCUACCUCAGAGUUCAGAGGCCUGGCUGGUGCGUCUUCGUGGGCAAGCCCAGCUCACACCCUGCCAGGCAAAGGAGGAAAAGCCAGAGGAAGCAGUGCCUCGGAUGACUGGGCACACAGGGAAAUAGGACGGAAACUUCUGCUUGGGCCCAUGGCCACAAGCACCCAGAGAGGAAACCUGUAGUGUCCUCUACAGUUCCUGGAGAAUCCAGGGGCUCCCUUAGAAAGUGAGCCCCAAGGAUGAGGCUGCUCAAGCUGCUAAUUUUCCUGGCCCACUGGGGAGUUGCCAGAGCUGAACCAGACAAGCGGGCCAGAUGUCAAGCACCUAUAGGCUCAGCAAGGCUAACCAGCUUGUCAGAAUCCUCAGCCAACACACCGAGGAGCCUGCAUUGGAAACCAGGGAAGUUCUGGCACAUAUCUGACCUGCACCUUGACCCUGACUACAAGGUAUCCGAAGACCCCCUCCAGGUGUGCCCAUCGGCUGGCUUGCAACCGGUGCCCAACGCAGGCCCCUGGGGUGACUACCUCUGUGACUCCCCCUGGGUCCUCAUCAACUCCUCCAUCUACGCCAUGAAAGAGAUUGAGCCGGAGCCAGACUUCAUCCUCUGGACUGGUGAUAACACCCCUCAUGUGCCCAACGAGAGGCUGGGAGAAGCAGCUGUGCUGGGAAUUGUGGGGCGCCUGACCAGGCUCAUCAGAGAGGUCUUUCCAGAUACCAAAGUCUACGCUGCUCUGGGAAAUCAUGACUUUCACCCUAAAAAUCAGUUCCCACCAGGAAACAACAACAUCUACAAUCAGGUAGCGGAACUGUGGGCACCCUGGCUCAGUAAGGAAUCCAUCGCUCUCUUCAAACAAGGUGCCUUCUAUUCCGAGAAGUUGCCAGGACUGAGUGGCGCUGGGCGAGUCGUGGUCCUCAACACCAAUCUGUACUACAGCAACAACGAGCAGACAGCUGGCAUGGUGGACCCCGGCCAGCAGUUCCAGUGGCUAGAAGAGGUGCUGACCAACGCAUCCCGAGCUAAGGAGAUGGUGUACAUUGUCGGCCACGUGCCCCCGGGAUUCUUUGAGAAGACACGGAACAAAGCGUGGUUCCGGGAGAGCUUCAAUGCGGAAUACCUGAAGGUGGUCAGGAAGCACCAUCGAGUCAUCGCAGGGCAGUUCUUCGGGCACCAGCACACCGAUAGCUUCCGGAUGUUCUAUGAUGAUGCAGGUGCCCCCAUCAGUGUCAUGUUCCUUACACCUGGAGUCACCCCCUGGAAAACCACCUUACCUGGCGUGGUCAACGGGUCCAACAAUCCAGGCAUCCGGGUAUUUGAAUACGACCGAGCCACACUGAGCCUGCAGGACAUGGUGACCUACUUUGUGAACCUGAGCCAGGCGAACGCGCAGGGGACCCCGCUCUGGGAGCUCGAGUACCGGCUGACCCAGGCCUACGGGGUGCCCGACGCAGGCGCCCGCUCCAUGCACGCGGCGCUGGGCCGCAUCGCCAGCGACCCCCGCGCACUGCAGCGCUACUACGUCUACAACUCGGUCAGCUACGAACCCUCGGCCUGCGAGCAGGCCUGCCACGCCGAGCAAGUGUGCGCGCUGCGCGAGGUGGCCUUCGACGCGUACGCCGCCUGCCUGCGCGCCCCCGGCACCGCGCCCGCGCCCCGGCUCGCGCUCCUGCUCGCGGCGCCGCUGGGCCUGCGCGCGCUGCUGCCGCGGUGACCCGGGGCCGGCCCGGAGCAGCCGCCGCUCGGGGACCAGGCCCGGAGAACCCCCCCCUCCCCACCUCGGCACGGAGUUUAAAAGUUUCAUUGGAAAAACAAUGCUCAAAAAAAAAAGAAAAAAAAAAAAAAGGAAAAACAAUGCUCAUC